Coprinopsis cinerea okayama7#130 is the source of this 729-nucleotide messenger RNA. RefSeq lists its product as hypothetical. NCBI's taxonomy places the organism in Eukaryota, Fungi, Basidiomycota, Agaricomycetes, Agaricales, Psathyrellaceae. The record is from RefSeq and is a predicted model, not a curated record. The coding region runs from base 1 to 729 and encodes 242 amino acids. The transcript is spliced from 5 exons.
AUGGCUCCUUCCAGAAAUCGUAAACGACGAACCAUCCAGCGAAGUCCGUAUCCGAAUAUCUUCCUGAAUACGGACAAGGUCACCUGCCUCGGUAUAAUUAGCUUGGUCGCAGGUGUAACUAUAAUAGCCACAGGUGCUAUGACGCGUACCAGAGGAUGGCCAGCGUACAUCAUCGUCCCAUUCGCAGGGAGUAUCGUGACACUGCUGGCCUCGCUUAUCAGCCUCGCCCUCCACAUGACGAUGCGAUCCCCAUUCAUCACCAAACUCGCAGUGGAACUUCCAUGGGCUGCAGGACUCACUUUGUUUUGGAUUGCUUCGGCCGUCUUCACCUUUGUCAAAGAUCCGUGCAACAAUUCGUUGUGCAAGAGGAGUUGGAAGUCUUCUCAAGCAGGCGCAGUAAAGUCAGGCGUUUCGAUCCUUGGAGUCCUUAGUGUACUCCUCGCGUGGUUUUGCUUUCUCUUCUUCGCUUGGUUCCUCUUCUAUAGCGUUAAAACACGUCGCCUCCUGGAGAAACAAUUCCAAACUGGUAGAACGCGGAAAGGCGAGGAAGUGAGUGUGUGGUGGGCGUCCGUGAAUGAGUUCGAUUGGGAUCCGGUGUUGUUGGCCGAGCACGAAGUCAGGGUCGCUAGACCCUUUGAUGACUUUGGGGACGAAGGUCCUCCGCCAGCAUACAACCACAUCCACCAUCCUACACCGGAGGGCCACGGCGCACAUAAGGAUGUGGCUUAG